This is a messenger RNA of Oikopleura dioica, 1248 nucleotides long. The record is from the annotation of a GenBank genome assembly. Lineage: Eukaryota; Metazoa; Chordata; Appendicularia; Copelata; Oikopleuridae.
AUGAAAUCUUCUGAAAUCGCUACAGCUGUUCACGGAAGAGGCGGUAAGGGAGGCAAAUGCGGUAAAGGAGACAAAGAUGACAGGGGAGGCAAAGGUGAUAAAGAUGGAAAAGAUGAUCACGGACAGACGAAGUCAAAAAAAUACAGUUACGAAGAUAUUCCGAUAGCGCACAAAGAAAGCCCAUGCUUUGAUGAUGGAGGGCACAACUGCCACGAAUACGAGCAUUGCGUCCCCGAAGGUCAACAUCUAUACAAGUGUUGCCGGAAUUAUUUCCAGUGUCGUCAAGGAAAUCCGCAUCCUUGUCUUGGAAAACACGCCUGCAACGAUGGCGAGUUCUGCCAAAGGACUGUCAAGGCAAAUGAGGAAUCCAAUGACUUUAAUUGUAUCAAAAAGGAUGAUAAAUGUAUCGGAAUGGCUAUGUGCACUAAGCAUUACUUCGGAUCCUGCUCUGCCAACAACAAGGACCCUCCUAAACGAACCGUUGUCCAGUCCGUUGAUGAUUGCUUCAACAAGUGCAAGAACAACAAAAAUUGCAAGGGUUUUGAUCUCGACAGUAAGGGAGGAUGUCUCCUGGCCUUCCAGAGUUGCACCGAAGAUGAGCUGAUAGACCACCCGAUUUACGAUGAAGACGAUAUGGAUUUUGGUAACGAUCCUCGAAAAGAAAGAUGGUAUGAAUUGCACAUGCAAUGGCAAAUGUAUGAAAACUUACAAUACACUUACUAUCCGAUGGAAGGAUGCAAGACUCCAGAACGGUCGCCCGAAUGCGAUGAAACUUUGGCGGAUAAAGUUGAUGAGCACAUGGGUACGAUCAUGCAGAGCAUCAAUUCAAUGAUGCCGUAUUUUGAGACGCUCAACGAAGAACUAUCGAAUAACAGCGAUGGCGACAAGCAUUUUCGAAUGAUAGUUAGGGACAUCAUCGUUGCCUUUGGGACUCUAAGCGGCAUUCUCCUUCUAGCGAUUCUGGCGGUGAAGCUCAACAAGACCUGUCAAGAGAAAGACAACACCGUUGGAAACAUACCCAUGCCCGAAUCUCAACAAAGCAACACUCAGGUCAACAACCAGACAACUGUCGGCGGCGCUGUUAUCAAUAUACUCCCUCGACUUCGAGAGGAACACCCUUACAAUGAAUUCACCGACGAUGAUCCUGCUCCAGAUUACAACACAACUCUUUCUGUUGAGCCGAUCGCGAGCAUCCCAGAAGAGCUGGAAAAGUCCCCAGAGGGGCCAAAAGAAAAUAUUCUUCCAUGA